AUGAUAGGAAUUACUAUAAUAACAGGGUUUUUAGGGUCUGGAAAAACAACUCUACUUAAAAACUUGCUAAACGAAAGCUUAGAAAAAAAUAAAAAAAUUGCAAUAAUCCAUAACGAAUUCUCUGAAAAUAAUAAUAAUAUUGACAAAAUAGUUUUUAAAGAUAUUAACGAUAUAUAUAAUUUUCCUAAGGAAAAGGAAAAGAGUAAACAGAAUUCCACUUCAGCUAAUGACGAAAAGAUAGAGACCUUAAAAAUUAUUAACGAAAUUGAUAGCGAAGAAGGGUUCAUAUACGAGCUCAAUAACGGAUGCUUAUGUUGCUCGAAUAAAAGCAAUUUUGUAAAGUUAAUUGAAAACAUUUUAUCUUUGAAAACUUCUUAUGAUCAUAUAUUUGUUGAAGUGUCAGGAGCUUAUGACAAUAUACAAAUUAAUAAUUUGUUAUGGCUAGACGAUUUAAAUAAGUCCAAAAUAUAUUUAGAUAGUAUUGUUCACAUCAUAGAUGCGUACAAUUUUUUAAGCUCCUUUAACAGUGGUAUUCCGUAUUAUGGCAACUUGAAAAAAACAGAAACUGGUGUCUCUUCAGAAAAAAAAAAUAGUAGUAGUAGCAUCGUGGAAGGAAAAGAAGAGAAGGACCCCAACAUCAUCAUUAGCAGCAGCAAUAGAAGGGAUAGCAAUGAAAACAGCAAUAGGAGUAAUAUCGGUAAUAGAGUCAACAGGGUCAGCAGUAGCUGCUCUGGCGGCAAGGAUGGGGAAUAUUUUACCCCAAUAGAUGCAUGUCCUAUCAGCAAGGACGAAGGGAGGGACAACUCAGCGUGUGAGCAACUAAUCGUUUGUGAUAUUAUAAUCAUAAACAAAAUAGACAAAAUAAACGAUCAAGAUAAAGAAAGAGUAAAACGUUUUGUGCAUAAUAUAAAUCCGUUAAGUUCAAUAUACCUAACCAGCUAUUCUAAAAUUCAUAUUGAAGAUAUAACAAAUUUAGAAUGCUACGAAAAAAAGAAUAUAAAAAAUGUCUUAACAAAUGCUACAAUUAGUAGUUGUGAUGAAAAUGAAGUUAAAGAACAAAAGAAAAAUAAUUAUACAUAUCAUUACAACGAUUUUAUCAACUGCUCCUUCAGAUAUGAACAUAGCAUUCCUUAUUUAAUUAAUAUAAGUGAGCAAAUAAAUAGGAUGAAAAAUGAAUUUUUAAAUUCAAAAAAUAAAACAAUUUUAAAAAAUAUUUUUUCAUUAAAGAAGAGUAAUAUAUUUUCUUACAAAAAACUGAAUGAAAUGUUAGCGUCCCUUUUAUGGAAUAAGAAUUUACAAGUUUAUAGAGGAAAAGGUAUUUUUGUUGCUUUCAAUGAUGAUAUAUAUAAUAACAAAAAUAAAUUAAAACUAAAUAUAUAUUACUACCAAAGCGUUGGAGACUUGUAUGAGAUAAAUUUAGUCAAGAGUGAUAUUCACAUAUUUUUUCAAAAUUAUCUAGAAAAAUUAGGAAAAUCACACAAAUUAGAAAAAUCAGAUAAAAUAGAAAAAUCAGACAAAUUAGAAAAAGCAGAUAAAAUAGAAAAAGCAGAUAAAAUAGAAAAAUCAGACAUUCUAGAAAUGCAUGGACAUUAUUUGACUGAUACGGAAAAACCAAAUAACAAUUCUGAACAGAUAGAAAAAAAUCAUAACACAGUUAGGAACAGUGAUAAUAAUAUGUACAUUUAUGAAGACUUUUCUGAUGUAGAAAAUUACUAUUCGGAUAACUCUUCCUGUAGUAAUAAUAGCGAUUAUAAUAUAUAUAACAUUUUGAAUAGUUACUAUGUUUUUACCUCGAACUUUUUAUUUAUAGGGAAAAGUAUAAACGUCGAACAUGUAAGAAGUAAGUUGAAUGAAUGUUUGUACGGUUAA
Messenger RNA from Plasmodium malariae, 1869 nucleotides. RefSeq names its product COBW domain-containing protein 1, putative (gene CBWD1). Bases 1 to 1869 code for a protein of 622 amino acids. The record is from RefSeq and is a predicted model, not a curated record. The transcript has a single exon. NCBI's taxonomy places the organism in Eukaryota, Apicomplexa, Aconoidasida, Haemosporida, Plasmodiidae. Gene Ontology annotation, cellular component: cytoplasm.